AUGCGUCCCUCCUCGCGCCGGCGAGCGGCCGCCUGGCUGCUGGCGCUGCCGUUAGGAAGAGGAGGAGAGGAAUGCGCACGCCGCGGCCGCCUGGAGAUGAUCUCGUUCUGGCUGCUGUGCUGGAAGCUGCUGAGAGCUACAGCCGGUCUGAGGAGAAAUACACCCGAGCUGACAGACGGUAACCCUGACGACGACGACGCCUCCGACAACCCUCCCACACAACCAGCAGAUCCGGUAACCAUGGAGAUCAGCUCCUCGCCGCCACUCACAGACCUGGAGAGAGACGGCUUCUUCAGCUACCAGAUCCAGGAUCAGCCGGACGGGCCGGCGGCGGGGAAGGAGGCCGCGGGCGGGGAGUACGACAAAGGAGACGAGUGUGACUACCUGGUGUUUGAGAUUGGAGAGGAGAAGGGAGCAGCCAGAGGGGCUGGGAGCGAAGGAGGGGAUGAGGGCAGAGGGGAAACCGAGGGGCAGGAUGAGGGCAGAGGGGAAAUAGACGGAGAAGAAGAAGGGAGGGGGGAAACCGAAGGAGAGGAUGAGGGCCGGAGAGACAUGGAGAUCAAGGAUGAAGACAGAGGGAGAGUGGAAGGAGAGGACGGGAAACAAGGAGAAACAAAGACUGAGGACUUGGGGAAAAGAGAGAUCGAGGGGGAAGACGGAGGACAAGGCGGCAGCAGUGAGGAGUGGAUGGAAGGAGCAGGGAGAGAGGAGCGAGGCGACUCGGCGCUGGACCUGCUGCUCGACGGCGACCCUCUGCUGGCUCGUCCGAGCCCUGGGGUCACGACCUGCUCGGCACGGACGACCUGA
This is a messenger RNA of Salarias fasciatus (jewelled blenny), 807 nucleotides long. Its product is annotated as sodium/potassium/calcium exchanger 1-like. The coding region runs from base 1 to 807 and encodes 268 amino acids. The record is from RefSeq and is a predicted model, not a curated record. NCBI's taxonomy places the organism in Eukaryota, Metazoa, Chordata, Actinopteri, Blenniiformes, Blenniidae. The transcript has 3 exons.